Aplysia californica (California sea hare) is the source of this 3195-nucleotide messenger RNA. RefSeq names its product glycine, alanine and asparagine-rich protein-like. NCBI's taxonomy places the organism in Eukaryota, Metazoa, Mollusca, Gastropoda, Aplysiida, Aplysiidae. The coding region runs from base 198 to 1976 and encodes 592 amino acids. The record is from RefSeq and is a predicted model, not a curated record. The transcript has 5 exons.
UGGUCAACAGUCUGGUGGUGGCUGUACUUGAUCACGAACACUUCCGGCUCAAACUGAUCUACGGCAGGAAGAAAAAGAUCGUCAACAGUCUACGGGAGUCGGAGAUCAAAUUGCAGUUGUUUAGGGCCCAAUGCAACGCCCUGAAACGACUGUGUUACAAUGAAGGCAUAGACGAGUCCAAGAUAGACCAGAUCCUCAUGGUGGAGGAGUGUGUUGUCAAUAAAGCUGGGAAAAGUAAAUGCAAGAUCAAGAUUGAUAACUCAAGUGUAAUCUUACUGAACGACAAGAGUGACUUCCCCCGCCUUUCACCACGCCCCUCCCUCCUCAACCUGGUGGACAGAGGUGGACGCCGGAAGUCCAUGCAGCCUCAAUGUCUCUCCAGCAUUGACCGGGAACUUUACCUCAAGGAAUCCGCCAAGGACACCAGUAAGAAAGGACUUUUCAAAACCCGCGCUCGCUCCAACUCUGAGAGUGGGCGGGGCACGCUGAGCUCACCAGACGAGGGUCCAGGGUUGUUGGGUGGGAUGGGGGACGGUGGGGUCAGUGGACUUAGCACGCCGGUCGUGAUAGACAGAAAGAGCAGCCUCAACUCGCCCAUGAUUGCGAAUCACGUGAGGAAUAUCCUCAACUCUCUGGAGGAGAAAGGGGGAGCAGGGAUGAUGGGGGGAGGGGGAGGGGGGAGCACGAGUCACGUGAACGGAGGUUAUCCCACUCGUUUCGGCAGAGGUCGCGGGAGUAUGGACAGUGACCCGGGCAGUUCGUUGGCUGAAGUGACCAUCGACUACAACAGGAGACGAUCUUACGACGACCGCAUGGUGGCGUCCACGAGCAGCAUCAACGGGUCAAAGGUCAACGGGAAAAGAAGGGGCUCGUUGCAGCCGCAGAAGCGGGUGGAUGAAGGGGACGAGGAUGUAGGGUUCUCCCCCGAGAACGUCUUGUUGAUUCCCACCAUUGCCGAGGCGUCGACGAGGUCAGAGGAAAAAAUCAGUGAAGCGAGUCGACCUUCCUCUUUGGUGAGGGAUAAAACACCAGAGUCUGCCGCGACCUCAUUGUUACCAGCGUCCCCUGCUGCCCCUGCUCAGCGCCCCCCUGUGUUGAUAGCUCCCACAAUGAUUCAGAUCCAGCCGCCGUCGACAACCGUCACGCCCUCCACGUCACCAUCUCCCAGCGGCAGCAACUACGUCACCAGCAAAAUGGCGUCGUUUGAACCGUUUAACGUGUCCAGCGAAGACACCGGAUCGUCAACGCCCACCGCGGCAUCCUCCCCCACUUUGAAUGGUAGUAACGUUCAGGAGAGGAGUGGCCGUGGCGGUGGGGAAAGAUCUGUUGGUGAUAGUUCUGGUGGUAAUGGUGGUGGACAUGGUGGUGGUGAUGGUGGUGGUGGACAUGGUGUAUCUGAAAGUGGUGAGAAAAGAGACGGCAAUAACGCUGCCGGUGGUUCGCCAACCUUCCGACCGAAGACACUACGCACCCCGUCCGAUAUAGAGAACGAGAACAAUUUAACCCAAUCAGAAGAGACUUCUGACGGCUGUGCCUCCAGAAGUGUGGACGACGAGUGCGUCACGAGGAACACAUCAGUUGAUGACGUGGACGAUGAGUUGCUGGGAGACGCCAUGACAGACAAUGACGUCGUCACAAUCACCUCAGAAGACCAGGUUGUUGUGUCUGGAGACACCACCUCACGGCCGCUCUUUACCUCAGACAAUCAUCUAACAGGCGCAAGUAAAACGCCACACGGUUUAUCUAUAUCCAACGGCGGGCCAUCGUCAUCGUCGUCCCAGACAUCAGCCAAUCACAAGACUGCGAUUCCCGAAGGGGGUUUGGCUAACAAUGCUGUACCACCCAGAGCCAAGCCCCGGUCCCCGCCCAGCCUCCAUGAUGACGUCAUCCGACACGGGAACAGCCUCAGCGAUUCGCUGCCCUCUGUGGACGAAGACGAGUUCCAGUCAUCGUCUGCCUCCAAUUUGUUGAGCUGAAGAAAUCUUUUAGACGUUAUUCCUUCAAUCAAUUAAUUAACCCCAACUUUCAACACCAGUACAUUAUAAAAUUUUCAAAACCAACAGUUACACAACAAAAAUCAUUGCGAUAUUCAUUGUUUGGAAGCAAAAGUUUAAGAGGAAUUUGAUUUGAAAUUUAAUUUUUAGGUUUCAACUGGAACAUGGACUAGACUGACCACAUCUUGAUUGGCUAUAAUCAAUUGUACUACUCCUCCCCACUACCACCUCCUUGAUCAUGUAGAUAUUUAUUCUUAGCAAACCCUCAUCUAUGUCAUGAUUUGUUCACAUUACUUAUUGCUCUAGAAAAUGUUUACAGCCUUUUGCAGUCUUACGGUCCUCCUCUUUCUCUGCUGGCGCUUAGUUCAGAUUUAGGUUACACACAACUAAUUGGUUGUACUGUACGUUUAACAUGCUGGCAUUUACCGGCAUUUCUGCUGUAGCAGUUAGGCGCUUCGAAAUCACACGCAGAAGAUUCCAGUUCGGUUCUCGUGUUGAGAUAAUCUUUUUUUAAGUAUCUCAGCUUUUCUGCUGGAAUGGUGUAUCCAUCUCACCUCGGAUUGGUCCUGACAGGUUAGGUCAAAGCUCGCUUUCUAAAGGAUCUUAAGUGCGUCAAUAGAGGCAUAAAACACCAACAUUUUUUUAAAAUCGUAACUUUGAAGUGCUAUAGAAUAAAAGAUGUUGUGGGAUCGGAGGGUGCAACUGAUAGGAUCAGACUCUUAACUGUCCAUCUAUUGUUUAUUCCUGCCUUUUACGGUUCAGUUUUUUUUUUAAAUCCUGCACAAAAUGACCCCUGCCGUAUCGACAUGCUUCUUCUUAAUUCAAAAGUAACGGAGAAAGAACACCAUGCAUAAUUUCAAUUCGUGUCUGUUGACUAGCUAUAUUAAUCAUAUCAGGAGAAAUAGAACUAACGCUCCACCAGAUUUACUGAGAGGUGGACAGACAGAGUCAGAGAGGGGAAUUUUUGCCUUGAUGUUUUCUCAUGUACAAUGCUGUCUUGUGGGCGCGUGUCGCUUUCAUGAAGCAAUGACAACAUUGUAACAGGAGGGUCAGGACCGAAACCUGUGGUGACUAUUUCUUUUACUUUCUGUGCCUAUCUGUCCCUCUCUGACUCUCUGUAUCUCACUUCUUUGCCUAUCUAUCUAUCUAUCUAUCUAUCUAUCUAUCUAUCUAUCUAUCUAUCUACCUAUCUAUCUAUCUA